This is a messenger RNA of Camarhynchus parvulus, 846 nucleotides long. It is a transcript of the gene BLVRB, whose product is annotated as biliverdin reductase B. The record is from RefSeq and is a predicted model, not a curated record. NCBI's taxonomy places the organism in Eukaryota, Metazoa, Chordata, Aves, Passeriformes, Thraupidae.
UUCGGUUCGAUUCGGUCCAGUCCGGUUCGGUUCGGUUCCGGUUCGGUUCGCGGUGCGGGGUGCGGAUGAAGAUCGCGAUCUUCGGAGCCACCGGCAGAACCGGGCGGGUCACGCUGGGGCUGGCGCUGGAGCAGGGGUUCGAGGUGACCGUGCUGGUCCGGGACCCCUCCCGGCGGCCCCCCGGCCCCGCCCCCGCCCGGGUGCUCGUUGGGGACGCUCGGGACCCGCGGGCGGUGGGCGAGGCCCUGAGGGGCCAGGAGGGGGCGCUGAUCGUGCUGGGCACCGGAAGUGACCUCGGCCCCACCACGGUGAUGUCCGAGGGCACCAAAACCAUCCUGGAGGCCAUGGCCGAGCACGGCGUGCGCAAGGUGGUGGCGUGUCUGUCCGCGUUCCUGCUGUGGGACCCGGCGCGCGUCCCCGAGCGGCUGCGGGCGGUGACCGAGGACCACCGGGGCAUGGAGCGGCUCCUGCGCGGCUCGGGGCUGCCCGCGGUGCUCGUGAUGCCGCCGCACAUCGCGGUGGAUCAGCCGCACGGGGACUACGAGGUGACCGGGAGGGGGGGGGGCGGGGGGGGCGGGGGGGGGCUCCUCUGGUGUGAUCUCGCGGAUCUCGGCCACUUCCUGCUGCGCUGCCUCCGCGGCGACGAGUUCGACGGCAAGAGCGUCUACGUCAGCCGGCACUACGGCAAGGAGUAGGGAUCCACCAGGAUGCGCCGGGGGAAUCUGCUGGGAUUGGUCUGGGAUCUGCUGGGAUCUGCUGGAAUCCACGGGGAUCUGAUGGAAUUUGGUGGGAUCUGGGACUGGGAUCUGGGGCCAGGAUCUGCUGGGAUCCACCGGGAUCCACCAG